Knipowitschia caucasica is the source of this 336-nucleotide messenger RNA. Lineage: Eukaryota; Metazoa; Chordata; Actinopteri; Gobiiformes; Gobiidae. The record is from the annotation of a GenBank genome assembly.
AUGCAGUCUUUGCCCCAUGCUCGUGCGUCCCCGUCUGUUUCGGGCUCGACGCCUAGCUCCCUGAACGACUUGUUCGUUCCCCCCUCGCCUGUGCCCGACCGGUCCCGGAAGAGCGCAGGUCUGGCGUCCCAGGAUGCCGGGUCUGUCCGCCUCUUCCUCGCGGCCCGCGGCGUCGUGCCAGAUUUGGUCACUUUGCAAAGAAUUGCACACAAAAGAGGAGGUGUGCGCGGUGUGGUGGAGACCAUGAAUAUGGGCAGUGCGGAGACGGUGUUCAACCGAAGUGCUGCAGUUGUGGGUCGAGUCACAGUGUGGCAUAUGCUGGAUGUGAGAGAAUGA